CGUUACGGGGGCGUGGGCUGCGUCCGCCUCUCGCGAGGUCGCCUCCGUACACUGGGGACGCAGUCGGCCGCCGUUAGCGACGCAGCGCGCUUGUCACAUUGUCAUGAUACGCGUGUGAGUGUUUGUGGGGCAGAGGCCCGCUCGUUCGAAAAUAGAAAACGGAAAAAUUGACCCCCAGAUGGGAGUUUACGAGGAGAGGGGGGCGAUGCACUGGCAACAGAGUGAGAGGUAUCUAUCGUCGGCAUACGAGGGAGGCGGGGAAUUGUCUCCAGUGGCCCCGGCGGCGUCCCCCGGGUCUCCCCGCGACUGCACCUCGUGUCGCAAGAGGGAGCCUCCGGACGACCCCCCUCAGGCCCCGGCCGAAGACGCGUGCGCCGGCUGCGGGGCCCGUAUCACCGACCGUUACUAUUUAUUAGCGUUAGAGAGACGCUGGCACACCCCCUGCCUGAGGUGCUGUGAGUGUAAAAUGCCACUGGAUUCGGAACAGAGGUGCUAUGCCCGGGACAGCAAUAUAUUAUGCAAGAAUGAUUAUUUCAGGUUAUACGGUUCAAAACGAUGUGCGCGCUGCAAUACACCAAUAUCCGCUACUGAACUCGUGAUGAGGGCCAGAGACCUGGUGUUCCACGUGCACUGUUUCUCGUGUGCACUCUGCAACACACCUCUCAACAAGGGGGAUACGUUCGGGAUAAGAGAUUCGGCUGUUUAUUGCAGGCUGCAUUACGAAACGAUGCCGGAAUACGGGCCUCACAUGGCUGUUCCGGGGCCACCCCAGAUGUGCCCGGGGCCUUACUCCGGCCCACCACCCGGCCCGCACUAUCCCCCUUACCCUUCUCCCGAGUUUUCGCGAGUAGAAGCCGAUGUUCCUAAAGGGCCCUUUUUCAACGGCGCCGCUGCACCACCGCCCCGGCAAAAAGGCCGCCCGAGAAAAAAGAAACCAAAAGACCAAGACCUCAUGACGGCGAACCUUGAUUUGAACUCGGAAUAUCUCGAGAUGGGCUACCGGGGUGGUGGUGCGCUGGGGACGACGUCGCGGACGAAGCGCAUGCGCACCAGCUUCAAACACCAUCAGCUGCGCACCAUGAAGUCCUACUUCACCAUCAACCACAACCCCGACGCGAAGGACCUGAAACAACUCAGCCAGAAGACGGGUCUACCAAAACGCGUGUUACAGGUGUGGUUUCAGAACGCGCGGGCGAAAUGGCGGCGAAUGGUGACCAAGCAAGAGAACAAAAUGGCGGACAAAUGCUCGCCGGACGGUUCUCUAGAGAUGGACAUGUAUCACGGACCCAUGGGGUCCAUACAGUCUCUGCCCCCGCACAGUCCUCCGUACAGUGUGAUGGGAGGUCCACCGAGUCCAAACUCCAUGGAUUGUCCAUAGCCUCAGUUUUGCGCUUUAUGAGCGCUUUAGAAUUGAACAUUGUGACCGAGAGUGCGUCGAGGAUAUACUAUCUAAUGUUAUGGUGUAGAAAACUAGUGGAAGUCUUAUACUGUUAGUGAAUGGUAUCCCGAUAGAAUAUGAUAUACAAAUAAUAGUGGCCGUCUGUUAAACGUAUUUAUCGUUUCAACUAAACUAAAUGUCAGCAAAACAUUAUUAAAAAAGACUUGCAGUGAUUUAAAAGAUCCAUAAAUUAGAGUGUGAAUGUAAAGUAGGUACUUAAUUACUUACAUUGUAUCGAAGCCACUCACUAUCACUACAAUGAAACAUCGUGAUAUUAUAAACAUAAUUUACGAAUUUUUGCAAUAACACGAUACUAAAUUCAAAAUUUCCUAUACGAUAGUAAUAUUAUGGUUAAUGUUUAAGUAACGAAUUAGAACAUUGUGAAUAUUCGUCCAUCUCACAAUGUUACAUAUUGUGAUCAUGUUUAAUAUAAAUGUACUAAUUGCUUGAUCAUUUAUGAUCAUGCAUGGUUGUGCUUUAGAAGGAUAUUGUUCCAUUAUUGUGAAAAUUAAAAUGUUUAUCGGAUUUAUUUGAACGAAACAUACCCGAGUUACUUUUUUCGGUUCCACGAACUAAAAGUAUGGAGAGUUUUUUUUUUUAUUAAUAUAUACUAUUUAUUUAUUGAACAUUGAUAUUUAAUGUAGACUAAGCGUAGCUUAAGAGAACAUAGGUAAAUAUGUGAAAAUUUCCAUAGAAUAAUGAUUAGGUUUAUUUUAGUGCUAUAAUGUAAAAGUGUAAGAGAUUGACCCGAAUAUGACAACGGGAAGACGUUUGAAUUAAAAAUUUUACGUUGCGGAAAUACCUAAUUUGUUUUGUAUUUUACAUUUAUUAUCUAUUAAUUAGUAGUAAGCCUUGCCUAAGUAUAAUUACUCUGGCUAAGUACACGCACUGUUAGUUCCUUUUUUGUAUAGAAUUAAUAUACAUUUAUUACAUAAUAAUAAUCAACAAUAAAUCAUAAUUGUAGAAAACAUUGUAACAUAUUCAUUUGUAAUUUAAAGUAAUGAAUAAAACACUAUCCAAAACAAUGAUAGCUUGCGUCAAAUGCUAUUAUUUGAUUUGAAUUAAAUCUGCAUUACCUAUUACACCUGGAUAAUUUAUUCAUGUGACUAAAAAUUAUAAAGACCUGUUAAUAAAAAUAUUCCA
Molecule: messenger RNA, 2581 nt
Organism: Galleria mellonella (greater wax moth)
Lineage: Eukaryota; Metazoa; Arthropoda; Insecta; Lepidoptera; Pyralidae
Gene: Bmap-A
Product: protein apterous-like
Exons: 6
Coding region: 179-1378 (399 amino acids)
Biological process (GO): neuron differentiation; regulation of transcription by RNA polymerase II
Cellular component (GO): nucleus
Molecular function (GO): DNA-binding transcription factor activity, RNA polymerase II-specific; RNA polymerase II transcription regulatory region sequence-specific DNA binding
Source: RefSeq, a predicted model, not a curated record